Electrophorus electricus (electric eel) is the source of this 1595-nucleotide messenger RNA. RefSeq names its product diablo, IAP-binding mitochondrial protein a (gene diabloa). Gene Ontology annotation, biological process: intrinsic apoptotic signaling pathway in response to oxidative stress; neuron apoptotic process. NCBI's taxonomy places the organism in Eukaryota, Metazoa, Chordata, Actinopteri, Gymnotiformes, Gymnotidae. Gene Ontology annotation, cellular component: mitochondrion. The record is from RefSeq and is a predicted model, not a curated record.
CGUCCCGUUCGCGUCCACCAACCUUUCUGCUGACGCAGUGGGUGGGACUUGCGUCAAAGCACGUCUCUCCUUGAACUUAAAUCCUCGACUUUCUGAUUAGAGUUUUUGAGUACACUGGUCAAUGAACUACCUGGACAGAGUACAAUCUCGCCUAACCGUAUAAAUACACGCAUGUCGGGCUGUCGAAGUCACUGAACCGCUGAGAAUAUCGGAAGUUUUAGAACCUUUUUAAACACAUCACACUGAGCACAAACUUUACUUUUACUUCAUAUUAGGCGAAUGCGAUACUGGUUUAUAUUACACACAGGCACGACACAUCUGACAGUGUGAAGAAAUAGCGAAUUCAUCUGCAAGAGGGAACGCAGAUAAAAUGCAAGCUUUGAGACACUGCGGGUUGUGCAUGUCCAGGGGCGGAUCUCUAAGCCGGACCGACUUCCUCCUCAGCGACGGAAACAUGGCAGCGAUUCGUCGCGUAGCUGUUUGCUUAAAUUUACUCCGGGGCACUGCCAGUACCUCCUGCAGUAACAGAACACCGGUGAAGCAGCUCGUUCGCGCGGCCGCAGGUGCGCGGGGUGGCGUCGUGUCGCUCGGCGCAGGCGCGGGCGCGGGACUGUGCGCCCUGCCUUACGCUCAGCAAGUGGAAAACCUCUCACAUGAAUCUCUGGUUCGACGGGCAUCAUGCCUGGUCACAGACAGCGCCAGCACGUACCUUUCUCAGACCACCCUGGCCCUGGUGGAGGCUCUCACCCUGUACACAAAAGCUCUACACACCCUCAUUGCUCUUCAGAAACGCUAUUUGAACUCAAUUGGAAAACUCACGCCUGCUGAAGAAGACAGCAUUUGGCAAGUGAUCAUUGGCCAGCGAGUAGAGGUUGGUGACAGGCUGGAUGAAUGCAAGCGCUUUGAGUCGAAUUGGAUGAAUGCCAUCAGUAUUUGUGAGCUGUCAGCAGAAGCAGCCUACAGAUCAGGAGCUGAACAUGCAUCCAUUGCGUUAAAGACCAGCCUACAGGUGGCGCAGUCUAAGUUGGAGGAGAUGCGUGGACUCCGGGUGGCUGCUGAGAAGAGUCUGGCUGAAACUAAAGCAGACGAGAUACAGAGAAUGGCUGAGUACUCCUCCAGCCUGAAGAUGAAUGACCUGGAGGACCUUCCUGAAGCCUAUCUCCGCGAGGACUAAGAGAACUCGCAAGCAAAAAGAAAAGACUUCUCAGACUUUAAACGGCCUUGUGCAGAGCUUCACACAGCCAGCAAGCUGUCUGGUAUCUUAGGAAACCAGAGUGUGAACAGUUGGAGCCAACUCUGUGGCACCGGUUCAAAUGUAAGGAGCGAGAGAGAGAACAGUAUUUAUUGAACAUAAUUUCAAGAUGGGUGUAGGGAGAUAUACUUGCAGUAUUUUUUCUUUCUGUACGGUUUAGUUUGUGUCACUGGAGAAAUGGUACUUUAUGCUCACUGUUCUAACUGAAAAUUUCAAAAUUUGAAAUUUGUAAAAAAGUUUCAAAAUGUAAAGAAUGUAAUUGAGUCAAAAAAAAGUAAUGCAUUUCUUCUGUCCUUUUGUAAAGGGAUGUAGGUGCUGUCUGCAAAAAAAAAAAAUUAUCAAA